AUGAGCGCUCCGCCGUCUGUCCCUGCGGUGUUCCACGCCCGCAAGGCCAAGAUUCUGGAAGAGCUUGCUAUUCCUGAUGCCGAGUACACAGACUUAUCCCCCAAGGGAUCGGUCGACAAGGGUAUUCGAGACCUUAUUGGCGACAUCAAUGCCCUGCCUGGCUUGGUGACAACCAGUAGCUGCGCUGGCCGUAUUAGCAUUUUUCUGGAAGGGACCACAAAGAGUUCCAGACCUGAGCCAGAGCCGCAGACGCAGUUCGCCCCGUCUGGUGGGAAAGGUGCUGGUCGCUGGCUCUACGUCUCGCAUGAUCCUUUCGAUUUCGGUCAAAAUCACACAUCAUUGCUUGAACAAUUUGGUCUUGUCGAGGGUGAUGGAAAGCCGCCGUCAGGCCAAUCACUUCGUUUGGUCCGUUUUCAUUUUGAGCCUCUGAUCCUCCACAUCAUGGCAGCAACUUUGUCCCAUGCCCAGCCCGUCCUGUCUGCUGCAUCGUCUUCAGGCUUCCGCGAAAGUGGGUUGCAGAGCUUGCGCUGCCUAGAGGGUGAAGGGGGCCCUAGCCCCAUCGUUGCAGUUCGGUCUUCUGGCUUGUCUCUGGAAUCAGUAAUAGGCUACUAUGAUGAGAGCUCUGAUGAGCCGGUGAUUCGCAGCCUGGUAACUGAAGAGUAUCUGGCGAUGCUCAUAGCAAUGUCCAAUGAGAGGUUCAUAAUAAAUACUGAGCGUCGAGAACGCUUUCGGUCUGGCCUAAUUGAUCUUUGCUCCUUGGAACAGAGCCAGAGGGGCAAGUCAAAAGGCAAACCUGACUGGGAGGAUCCUGUAGAAAGGAAAGAGAGGAAACGAGCAGAAGGGCUGGCGAGAAAAAAGCUCCUGGAGAGCCAAAAGUCCGCAAGUUCUCAGGCUACCGCUCGGGAUUCAGAGACUGCACCUGAUAUUAUGAGCGAUAUUCAAGAUUGA
This is a messenger RNA of Penicillium chermesinum, 948 nucleotides long. RefSeq names its product tRNA wybutosine-synthesizing 3 family protein. Gene Ontology annotation, biological process: tRNA methylation. Lineage: Eukaryota; Fungi; Ascomycota; Eurotiomycetes; Eurotiales; Aspergillaceae. Gene Ontology annotation, cellular component: cytoplasm. Gene Ontology annotation, molecular function: tRNA methyltransferase activity. The coding region runs from base 1 to 948 and encodes 315 amino acids. The record is from RefSeq and is a predicted model, not a curated record. The transcript is spliced from 2 exons.